Molecule: messenger RNA, 1169 nt
Organism: Biomphalaria glabrata
Lineage: Eukaryota; Metazoa; Mollusca; Gastropoda; Planorbidae
Exons: 2
Coding region: 16-642 (208 amino acids)
Source: RefSeq, a predicted model, not a curated record
AAAAUUAAUUUCAAAAUGACACUUUACUUGUUGACUCUUCUACUGCUGCUUAUUCAUGGUCUUGCUACUGGCAUCGAUGUAACUGAUAAUGAGCAAACUAGCAAUGAAUUGAAAGAAGCGCCAACGACUGCACUCCAAGAAAUCGAUACAGUUUACAAUGUGAAUGACGAUGUCACACUGGCCAGGAACAAGAAAGCUCUGAUGGCAACGCUGAAGUUUGUAGUUGAGUCAUUUUGUAAAUUGUUAAAAAUAUUUGGUGGACGAAGUAUCCGCGAUGAUCUUGAUGUUGAUCUCACCGAAAAGAAGGAGAUUCAAACCGAUAAAAGAGCCUUGACCCUUGCUACCCUCGUCACUGUUGGUAAAGUUAUCUGCACUGCUAAUACAGCUGUCAACAUUCUGAAUAACGUCAGAAAUUUUUGCCGAGUGAUCAAUGCUGGUAAGAGAGACAUCCAGAGCCCUGAAAGUGUCAUCGAUGAAGAGGAACAUCAACCAGAGAAAAGGAAUUUUAACUGGUUGUUAAAUAGUGCUCGAGAGAUUUGCAAAUGGUUAGAUCGUAUUGGGAGGGACACUGAGAAUGUGGAGGACCUCUACUCGGGCACUGAAUAUCAAGUCGAUAGAAGGGAUUUUAAAGAGAUUUGGUAGUUUUUAAAACAUCAUUUGAGACUGUCACUAGUAAUGGAGAUUUUUACGAAAAGAAAACUACAUAAUGUCAAUGACGCUAAUUAAACUUUAGUGUUACCAACUAAAAAAGAAUUGAACUUUAGUGUUACCAACUAAAAAAGAAUUGAACUUUAGUGUUACCAACUAAAAAAGAAUUGAACUCUAGUUUUAACAAAAUCUCAAUGCGUGGCACUUUAUUUCCUUAUCCAAUUUCCUUGAUACUUCUAGUUAGUCGCUCAUUUGUUUGUUAAAUUGAAAGUGUAAUGGUUCUUCCAUUUUGAAAUUAUUUAAUACUACAAUAAAAGAGUUUUAAAAGUUGAACUCUGCAAUGUCAAUACGUGCACGACGGAUUCGCUACUAUGCAAAACUUACUUAUAGGCUAAUAUUGUCUCAUUAGUUAAAGUAGUUAAUUUUGCAUUCUCCAAAAUACUUUUUUGUAUGAACUAUGACACACACACACACACCCACACCCACCCACAAUUAUUUUGAAUAAAGGUAAAACAUGUCAA